AGAGGCACAAUCCCUGAGAGAAAAGAACAAGGAAGAAGAUAAAAGAAGGGAGGCAGUAGCUGUUUCGAGCACCAAAUGGCACUAGCUCGUAGGGAAGCAAAAAGGGGUCAAGAAAACCGUCUGAGAGUGGUUGAAAGAGGAUGUCAUUCCUGAGACACGUGAAGAAGAAAUUAAGAUUGUAUGAGGAAAAGAUAAGAGACAAGGGGACAUCUUCAAGUUGUCUUUUGCCAUUCAUAGCCCACCUGGCAGUACACAAAAUGAGUUCCAAAUAUAGUUUGGUUGCGCUUCUCUUGUUACUUCUCCACCCUAUGGUUCUCUCGGGACCUUCUAAUGGGAUAAUUAGAGUUGGAUUGAAAAGGAACAAAAUUGAUUCAAAGGAAGGAGCAACAUUGAGAGAUGUUAGGCCUCUUGGUGGCUAUGAAAAUUCUGAUGACACAAGUGAUAUUCAGCUAAAGAACUACAUGAAUGCUCAAUAUUUUGGUGAGAUUGGUAUUGGUACUCCUCCUCAAAAAUUUACUGUCAUAUUUGACACUGGAAGUUCCAAUCUUUGGGUGCCUUCCGCUAAGUGUUACUUUUCAGUUGCUUGCUAUUUGCACUCAAGAUACAAGUCAAGCCAAUCUAGCACUUACAAUAAAAAUGGAUCAUCAGCUGAGAUCCAUUAUGGAACUGGGCAAAUUUCAGGUUUCUUUAGCCAGGAUCAUGUCAAGGUUGGAGAUUUGGUUGUUUAUGAACAGGAUUUUAUUGAGGCAACUAGAGAGCCUAGCAUCACAUUUUUGGCAGCCAAAUUUGAUGGCAUUUUAGGGCUAGGAUUUCAAGAGAUAUCUGUCGGCAAUGUUGCUCCUAUCUGGUACAAUAUGCUCAAUCAGCAGCUUAUAUCACAACCAGUUUUUUCAUUCUGGUUAAACCGCAAUACUGAUGAGGAACAAGGCGGUGAGAUUGUAUUUGGUGGAGUUGAUUCUGAUCAUUACAAGGGUGAGCACACAUAUGUUCCAAUUACUCAUAAAGGCUAUUGGCAGAUUGAAAUGGGAGACGUACUAAUUGAUGACAAAACAACUGGAUUUUGUGCUACCAAGUGCUCUGCAAUUGUUGAUUCUGGAACCUCUUUAUUAGCUGGCCCAACGGCUGUCAUCGCUCAAAUCAAUCAUGCAAUUGGAGCUGCUGGUGCUGUGAGCCAAGAAUGCAAGGCAGUGGUUGCUCAAUAUGGAAAAACCAUACUGGAUAAGCUGAUAAAUGAGGCCUUGCCACAACAAAUUUGCUCUCAAAUUGGUUUAUGUACUUUUGAUGGCACACAAGGUUUAAGUAUGGGCAUCCAAAGUGUGGUUGACGAAAACAUAGAGAAGACAUCUUAUAGUUGGAAAGAUGCUGGAUGCACAGCUUGUGAGAUGGCUGUGGUAUGGAUAAAAAAUCAGCUAAGAUUAAAUGAGACAGAAGAUCAGAUCUUAGAUUAUGCCAAUGAGCUCUGUGAUCGGCUUCCGAGUCCAAAUGGAGAAUCAGUUGUUGAAUGCAGUACUUUAUCUGAACUGCCUAAUGUUUCAUUCACCAUAGGGGGCAAAGUGUUUGAUCUUUCCCCAGAGGAGUAUAUUCUUAAAGUGGGAAAAGGAGCCACAGCACAAUGUAUUAGCGGAUUUAUAGCUUUAGACAUUGCUCCUCCUCGUGGACCUUUAUGGAUUUUGGGAGACAUUUUCAUGGGUCGCUAUCAUACAGUAUUCGAUUAUGGCAAUAUGAAAGUUGGAUUUGCUGAAUCAGCGUAAGACACUGCUAACAAAGUUGAUAAUAUGUAUUUUAAUUUAAUUGCUUGCUUGGGAAGAAACUACUGCUAAUUUAUUUCCCUGGAAUAUGAUUAGUAAGAAAGUUGAGGUAAUAUAUAUCGUACAAUACUGUCUUGUCCAAUCAUUGUGCCUUAUCCAGACACUACUAUAACAAACUCUAAGCUUGUGAUAAAUGUAUGUAAAUACUCUUCUGUGAUACUAUUGUCAUAUAUAAAUUAGCAGUAACA
Molecule: messenger RNA, 1996 nt
Organism: Cajanus cajan (pigeon pea)
Lineage: Eukaryota; Viridiplantae; Streptophyta; Magnoliopsida; Fabales; Fabaceae
Product: aspartic proteinase A1
Biological process (GO): proteolysis; lipid metabolic process
Molecular function (GO): aspartic-type endopeptidase activity
Source: RefSeq, a predicted model, not a curated record